AUGAAGAUCUCUCACCGUGCAUACGGCCUGGAUGUGAUGCCAUCGCAAGCAUCAAUCGAGUUGAAAAACCAGGUAGUGUCCACAAGCACAGCAAUUCUGCAGCAAGGCCAUCAAGAAAGCAGAAACAAGCAAGGACCAGGGGUUGAAGGUGAAGAGAAAAUCCCAACGGAAAGAGAAGAUGGGGGGACGGAGGUUGAGCUUGGAGAGUUCUUCAACGGUGAAGGUGGCGGUGAUCAUCACGAGGUGGUGAAGCCGAGCUUCAAGGAGGACAAGGGUCAUCAACUGAAGGGAGGGCUUGUCAUUGAAGGCAUUGAAGGGAGGCCUAAAGGAAUUGUGCAAAAAGAUCAUCAAUAG
Messenger RNA from Eucalyptus grandis, 354 nucleotides. RefSeq names its product F-box protein PP2-B15-like. The transcript has a single exon. The coding region runs from base 1 to 354 and encodes 117 amino acids. Lineage: Eukaryota; Viridiplantae; Streptophyta; Magnoliopsida; Myrtales; Myrtaceae. The record is from RefSeq and is a predicted model, not a curated record.